UCCUCCUCCUCCUCGUCGUCGUCCGUCCCGCCAUGCGGCACCUCGGGGCUCCCCUCCCACAGCCGGCGGAAGAAAGAAUGGAGAUGAUUUUUGAAAGACCAAAAGAGGGUAUUCGUUGGAACAUUACCCCAGAGAAGAGCGAUAUCGAGGCUGUAGAAGCCCUCAUGUCCAUGAGCUGUAGUUGGAAAUCGGAUUUCAAGAGAUAUUCUGAAACCAGACCUAUCACCCCAGCAUCCGACGUGUCCGAAGAACCCGAAGACGGUCUACUACCGGGAGCUGCGGAUUUCCACACGCUACCAGCAUUUUGUUUGACUCCACCCUACAGCCCCUCAGAUUUCGAAGCGUCUCAGACGUCGAAUCCAGCGGUACAAGCACCACCGACUGCGCACUUCAAACCCUUCCCAGAUGCUUCCAGACCUCACGUCGGAAAAGAUGACGAUAAGGUUCCGGGGCCGGCGCCGAGACCCCCGAAAGCCCAAGCGACCAGCGUGAUCCGCCACACAGCCGAUGCCCAGCUAUGCAAUAACAGGUCGUGUCCGGUGAAAGCGGCCGGCUUCCCGCGCUAUCAGGACAGUUCCUUCCGGAGAAGAAGUCAACUCAGCGACGAGCCGUCGAGAAGAAACCUCCCCUGCGCCACGGUGUCCCCAAGCAGAUUGAAACGCGAGGGGGAGGCGGAGGCCGAAGCAGAAGAGAAGCCAAGCGUUACCCUUUAUGACUUUUCCGCAGAAACUGUUAUCAGUAGACCUCAGCCGGGACCCUCCCAUCAGAAGUCGGUGUUGGUGUCUCCACCCGCUGUAUCGACAAACGGGGUUCCACCCAUGCCCGUCCUUUGCCAGAUGGUCCCCCUCCCUUCCACCAACCCCGUCAUGACAGCAGUCGUCCCCAACGCUCCUCCCAGUCAGCAGCCCGCACUUUGCCAGCCCGUCGUGUUCAUGGGGACCCAGGUCCCGAAGGGGGCUGUUAUGUUUGUCGUGCCGCCGCCCGUCGUUCCGAACGCAAAACCCCCGGCGAUGAGCCCAAAUGGCACCAAACUGUCUCCCAUUGCUCCUGCCCCAGGGUUUGCCCCCUCCGCAGCUAAAGCCAUUCCCCAGAUUGACACGUCGAGGAUCAGGAGUCACAUUUGCAGCCACCCCGGGUGCGGCAAAACCUACUUUAAAAGUUCUCAUUUGAAAGCCCACAUGAGAACACACACAGGAGAGAAGCCCUUUAGCUGUAGUUGGAAAGGCUGCGAAAGGAGAUUUGCACGGUCAGAUGAACUUUCCAGGCACCGACGAACGCACACGGGUGAGAAGAAGUUCGCUUGCCCGAUGUGCGACCGGCGAUUCAUGAGGAGCGACCACUUGACGAAGCAUGCCCGCCGCCAUUUAUCGGCUAAGAAGCUGCCGAACUGGCAAAUGGAAGUGAGCAAGUUAAAUGACAUUGUUAUUCCCCCAGCAGCCGCCCCCGCCCAGUGACGAAAUGAUCCCUGAAGAUUCAGAACUAACUUAUCACAGCCACAAACCAGCAGUGAUGUAAAAACGCUUCCACUCCAGUUCUGUGGUGCUUCAAUACCAAUUGUAGACGGAACGCCAGUGGAUUGAGGCAAAGAAGCAGUCUGGGUUUCCUGACCAGAAGAAAUGCCAUAGUCUGAAAGGGCUGGUCAUUAACAGAAUGGCAGACUUCAUUUGCACAUGAGAAAGGAGAUGUAGUGAUUCUGUUUUGUUUUUUUAAAGGUUUGAGUAGGGCAACACAAGUAGCAACAGGUAUUGAGUUUGUAUGCACGUUUGUUUCACCCUUACUGUUAAUACUUGAGGCCAACUUCAAACAGGAUUCUUCUAAAGAUACUGCCGAGGUUUCAAGAUGAAAUAGACUAGAAAGGAAUAUAAUUCACGGUACAGAAGUGAAGUUGUAAAAUUGACUUUUUAAAAAAAUCUAAAAUACGGUCACCAUUUUGCAGCUGGGUAUUUUGUUUUCUGUUCAUUGAAGUCAAUUUAGUGUGUACAGUUGUCAAAUAUAACUAAUACUGGUGGCUUCACACUUGGUCAUAUUUGAAAAUGAAUGAAACCAGUCAUAAGCUGGAGAGGGCCAAAAAGUAUUGGAAUCCUCACUAAUUUAAUUGUUUUAACGUGUAGCUCCAAUUGGUUUUUGCUUUUCCUUUUGAAAUUCAUGCAGUCUAGGGCAUAAUUACGAUAAAUUUUAGUCUGCCUGCAGGUUUCUAUGUAGAAUUGAAAAUUGUAUGCCAACGUGUUUUUCAUGAACUCUGAGAUACACUGCACUUUGUUUAGAAAUAUAAUCUGAAGAUGAAAAUCUUUUGUAGUUUUUAAGAAGGAAGAUCAAGAAUGAUAAGCUCUCUUUGAAAGAUGGUUUAUACUAUAGGCAAAAAAUAUCCAUGUAUUAGGAUAUAAUGUGUGCUGUAUUAGAAUGUUAGUGAUUAUUUGUAAAGUGUAAAAAUGACCGCUUGAAGAGUGUCUCCUAAAUUAAUGGGAUUUUAAGGACUUUGCUGGGGGCGGUGGUUACAUUUCAUUAACAGUAGUUCAAUUAUAUUGGCUUAUUGUGGAUGCUAAUCCACAAAGGAGCAAAUUGAAAUGGUGGAAAAGACAGUGAAAAUUUCACUGUUGUCCCCUCACCUUUUUCUUUUUUUCGAAUCUGGUUUACUUUUUAAAUAGCAGGUAAAGCCCCUAAUAAGCAAUAUUAUCCCCCAUAAAAUUUUUUUUUUUUACUAUGUUUCAAACUGCACACCUCCCCCUCCACCCCAGGGAAAUGUUAUAAGGAAAUUUCAUUGUAAUAUAAAAAAAAUUAUUGUGACUACUCUAAAGAUUUGCACAAUAUUUCUUAUGUUUUACUUUAUAUCUUGUUUACAAUAAAUGAUUUUCUUUGCUAUAGAACACGGUAUCUU
Messenger RNA from Tachyglossus aculeatus (Australian echidna), 2875 nucleotides. RefSeq names its product Kruppel like factor 10 (gene KLF10). NCBI's taxonomy places the organism in Eukaryota, Metazoa, Chordata, Mammalia, Monotremata, Tachyglossidae. Gene Ontology annotation, biological process: regulation of transcription by RNA polymerase II. The transcript has 4 exons. The record is from RefSeq and is a predicted model, not a curated record. Gene Ontology annotation, molecular function: DNA-binding transcription factor activity, RNA polymerase II-specific; RNA polymerase II cis-regulatory region sequence-specific DNA binding. The coding region runs from base 33 to 1454 and encodes 473 amino acids.